AUGUGGUUGACUUACAGGAAAACAAGUGAACAUGACGUAUGUCAAGUUUCUGAUUUUAGCACCUGUCUACUGGGAAACAUCAGACCCCUUAGAGUCAGCCUGUUUUGCGGGACAGAUCGUACUGUCACAGGUAAACCUUCUACACUCACUUCACACACUCCAAGUGCCACUUCUACAUCCACAAUUCCAGAUGCAUCUCGUAGGUUGGGAACCUCAAGUUCAUCUGGUACUUCAGGAAUUAACAACAGUACUCAUGCUUCUGGUAUUUUAAAUGAUGCUCAUAUUUCACAAAUUCCCACAUCUGAUCUACUAUCAUCAUUGCCAUCCAGCUUAGACAGAAACUAUCUCAACUUUCCGUUCCUAACAGACAGAAAAACUUUCAACUACCUCAAUGAGAAAUGCACAAAGGUUAUGUUUAUAAUGAGAGGUCUCUCUGGGUCAGGAAAGUCGUCAAUAGCCAGAAUGAUAAAGUCAGCAUUCAAGCAUGUUGUCAUUUGUUCAGCUGAUGAUUUUUUUUAUAGACCAGGUGGAAUAUAUGUGUUUGAUGAGGCACUGCUCGGGGCCGCCCAUGAAACCUGCCAGAAGAAAGCUAAGAAGGCAUGUUUGGGCCAGGUCCCGAUAGUAGUCAUUGACAACACCAACGUCAGAAGGUGGGAGCUUCGGUUUUACACGGCACUAGCAAACAGCACUGGCUACGUAACUGUUCUGGUGGAGCCUAAAACACCAUGGCGAUGGAAUGCUGCAGACCUGGCUGCAAGAAGUCUGCAUGGAGUGUCAGCAGAAGUCUUAGAGAGAAAGAUCGCCAUGUUUGAUGAUGUGAUACCUCUCUACUACGGCUGGUUUCCAAAUAAGACGCAUUCACAUCAUCUCAUCAGGCUGUGUUUGAAAUCCUUCGGAGAGUGUUUAUCAAAACUACCAGACUUCAAGAGGGACUUAGCCAAGGAAUUUAGAAUACAAUCAGAGAGUACUGAUGAAGAAAUUACCAAGGGAAUUCUGUCAGCAUACAGUGAAGGCACCAGCAGUCCUCUUCUACAUUGUACUUCCAAAUUUUGUGCACGAGGGAAGGUUCCCGAGGCUGGCCAGUAUCACCAGAGGUCAGACGUCCAGCAAGCUUGUGGCAGGAUGUUUGUUCUUCAGGUCGCUGGUUUGGUAUUUACACACAAGUCUGUAGGGGCCAGAGUCAGUUUAAGACCUUCAGAGUCUGCCUUGUUCUCUCGUCCUGAAGAGACAGACUGGGACUUGAACAAGAGUUCAGCUUCUCAGACAGAACAAAAAGCUUCCAAACAAGACUUGGUAAAUGAUUCAUUGGAAGACUAUUAUGAGAUGCUUGCAAACGGUAACAGAAAGGACAAGAAAAACCCAUCCAGGUUCCUGAAAAAACAGCAGAGAAAACAGAAACAGGCCCUUAAACAGGGGAAGCCUGUUGAGGGUGAUUCUGUGAUGGAGAAAAAUGGCAGAGUCCAUAUUCCAGACUUAGAGGUUAGUCAGCUUGAAACUGCAGCCGAUGAAUCAGGGAUUAGUAAGGCAGAUGAAGUUGUGUCUUUGGCUGAACUGUUUCCCAGUCUCAACUUUUUCAAAAGUUCACGUAGUGCCCACUUUACCAUUAAAACAGCAAGGGGUGUCGAGUCACGAGAGGUGAACUUUGACAUCCUUCAUGCUUGUGAUGUAGAGGGAGCCACCAGUUAUACAAAAUCCAGUUUUGUCCCAGUUUCACAUGGCCAUGCCUGUUACUAUGGUGACAGUUUGUGCUGUGUCUACUUUGAAAAGCCUCUGCAUGUCCGGACAUUAUUUUCUGGUUACUACUAA
This is a messenger RNA of Candidula unifasciata, 1806 nucleotides long. The record is from the annotation of a GenBank genome assembly. Lineage: Eukaryota; Metazoa; Mollusca; Gastropoda; Stylommatophora; Geomitridae.